Molecule: messenger RNA, 3689 nt
Organism: Acanthocheilonema viteae
Lineage: Eukaryota; Metazoa; Nematoda; Chromadorea; Rhabditida; Onchocercidae
Source: the annotation of a GenBank genome assembly
AACAGCAGUGGUAUUUAGAAGCAAUGAAGUCCAAGCCAAUCCAUCCACCCCCCAUCCCUUUGGGGUUGGGCUUAUAUAUGUUAGAGGAUGGGCAUGGUUUACAGCGGGGCAGUUUGUGGCGAAAUAUCGAUUGCGGGUGGGUUAUUUUCGACCAGCGAGUGUUUGUUGUCAGCUUUCCUGGAGGGACAGGGGUUUCUGGAUCGCUAUGGCCUGGAACGAUCUUCUUCAGUGUCUAUUUGACUGAGAUCGAUAUAGUGUUCGACAAUUCUCGCGGUAUCGCGUCAUAUGAAUUCCUCAAAAUGGACGAAGUGCCAGAUAUGGAUGACUUGUUAAAUGAGCUUGAAGCCGCUGAAACGACCGGGAAGCUAAAGUAUGGUGCGAAUGACCCGGUAAUGAAUCCCAGAGUGGUUCCUUCGGAUUCUUCCAAUGAUUUCAAUGAUAAAAGGAAUACUGCACGUGACGAUCAUAUCGAAGAAGCUAAUAAUAUAACUACUAUUGAUAUUGAAGCCACAAAUGUUCUCUCUGAUAUUAUCACUUGUUUAUCAGCGAACGCAAAUGACAGUUUGUGCUAUAACGUAGAAGCAGAACGGGAAGAUAUUGCGGUACAAGCUACUGGUAUUUUAAAGGAUGCAACAAGUGAAAAUUCAGUUUCCGAAAACUUUGCUGAUUGUAAGAAUGAUGGAACGAGAGACAGCUUAUCGGAUCAUCCGAGCUCAUAUUCUGAUAUUAUUCUGGAUGAAUGCAAAGAAACUAAUUCUGGGGAACUUUUCAACAAGGUUAUCGAAGUGGAUAGAAUAGCUGAACAGUACGCUGAAAUGGAACAAUAUUUAGACAGUUAUGGAAUGAACGACACUUCUUUGGAUAUCUCGGGCCAGCCACACUUGAUAGCUGAUAGGGAAGUGGUAUUUUCCUCAGCGAAAGAGAUUAAAAAAGAAAUGAAUACUCUAGAAGAAACAGAUGAGGGAUCUCUUUCUCACGGGGUGGAUUCCUAUGAGAAUUGUCGGUCAGCUUCUAAGUUAGAAAAAGAAACGGAUGAAGAAAUAAAAGAUCCUGUCAUUGAAAGAAUUAUCAGAAUUACACUAGCAGUUGAUGUAGACUCAUCUACCAGUAGUGACGAGCAAUCAGUCAAUGAGAUGCCGCCCGAUACAUCGGUGGGUGCGGAAGAUUUAGGCUUAGAUGAUGUACAAAAAAAUGCUAGCUUAUAUAUUAAUGGCAGUACAACAUCGACUGAACGUCUGUCAUCUUGUUGUACGCAAUCGUCUAUCGUAGCAGAUGUUAAAGAGACUGUCAGUGCAGUCAAGAAAUCAGAUGAGAAUAGAGAAUAUCGAGGAAAUGAUAAUGAGGAAGAACAGCAGUCGGAAUUGAUGGAAGAUAGUAGUGAUAAUUCAGUGAGUGAAUGUAAGAUAUCAGUACCGGUUAUUGAUCAGGUGCAGGCCAUCUCUGUAGUUUCGAGUACGCAUAAUAUAUCGCAUGAUCCCGGGGUAAAAUAUUUGACUGAAAGCGAACGUCAACUUGGAAAGAAGAAACCAAUAUGGAUAGCCGAUAAGGAAACGUUAUCAUGCAUGUUAUGCUGCAAUAAAUUUACAGUUUUCGUUAGACGACAUCACUGUAGAUGUUGUGGUCGUGUGUUAUGUGCUCGUUGUACCACUCAAAAGGCAUCGUUGUCGUAUGUCAAUAAUCCAAAAAAAGAACACCGAGUUUGUGAUCCGUGUUUCGAAACAUUAAAACGCAUUGAAGAGUCUGAAAAGAACAUAAAAGCGGGUGAUUCGGGAGAUACGAAUGAUUAUCAUCGUUCAUCAGAUAUUAGUCCGGCUACAAAGCCAGUGUUGAAAUUAAGAGGAAAACCAGAAAAUUCUAUCAGUACUAACAAUGAUCAAAGCUCAUCAUCUAAUGAUGUAGCACACGGUGGUUCUUCAGUAAAACGGAGUGUUACAUUCCGCGAUGGUCUUCAUCCCGGUUACAAUUCUAAUGAGACUCAUACAUCAACCGUUGACAUGGGUUCUUCAAAACCAAAGAAGCAUAAUUCGAAAAGGCAUCAUGUGUCACGGCGUCUGCAACAACUUCAUAUCACUGAAGAAUGUGUAUGUCUUUUGCCUGGUGGUUGCUUAACUUCUUCUGAUACCGAGAAAACAUCAACUGUUGAUAAUCGACGUGGAACCAUCAACUCUCUAUAUCUGCGAAUUAAUGAUGGUACCAUAAAGGAAUGUGAUAAUAUUCAGGAACAAAUAAAUGAAAACAAGAAUGUCAUGUGUAUUAUAUCGAGAGGAAUGUCAUUUGUUGGAUUGGAUGAAAUCUUUCUUGCUUAUUACUGUGACACGGAACUCAUCGAAUUACCAAUCGAUUAUCUGUGGAGGAUUUACGAAAUUUAUCAGGAUGCAUUGACUCCCCGUAAUGAGUCAUCAGAUGAAGAAUUGGGAAUACGAUUAGCACACAACCGUGUUCCAGCACUGAAUCGGACAGCCCGGUUUUCAAAUUUUGAGAAGCCGGUAGCAAGAGACAUACUUUUAUUUAAACCAUCUGUUCAGUCAUUUAAAAACCUCUUGGUGCCUUCUUCAUCAUUUUUGGUUGCAACAUUCAUUUAUCAGUCUGAGUCGAUUUGGGCAAGUGUGAUACCACAACGACUUCUCUUUAGAAUUGGUCUUCAAUCUUCAUUUUAUCCUACAUCAAUUAUAAAUGACUUCAAUCGGGAACCAGUGUAUAAUUCAAUAUUUGAUACAAGUGUCUUGAAAAUGUUUAACGAUUUUCGAAAUUGGCGUUUUCAAAUGCCUCUUAUAUCUGGUAGCACGUUAACGGUACAUGAUAACAGCGAAUCUAUCCUAAUUAUCCCAACUUGGGCAUUAGAAGAGAUUAUCAAGUUGAUCGAGGCAAAUAAAAAUAUGGUCGCGUGGGGUCUUGAUUUUAGUUCUGAUGCUGAUAGCUAUCUUGUUUGCAAACAGGAUAGUGCUGGUUGUUUCAACUCACAAAUUUUCACAAGUGGUAUCGGAAAUCGGAAAGUAACUGGCGCUUCUUUUAUUGUUAUUGACGGAGCUUUGAAAGAUAGCGGAGAGCCAUUUACCAUGAAUGUUUUGGAAGACGGCAUGACAAUUCGUUUUCGAUCAGAUAUAAUGGAAUCAGUUAUUGAAGCACUUUCGGUCGGACAGGAUUUUGAACAAAAUUCAUCUGCAAUGAAAUUUUCAAUUAAGUGGGAUGAUGGUUCAUAUACACAACAACUCAUUGGUGGAUUGAUAUCACCAAUUGAUAAUCGUUCAUUAAUUGGUUGUUAUCAAUACGGUUUGAAAAAAUCAAGAAUUUUGGGAUCAUCAUAUCUAAUACCGAACCAAGUGUAUUGGUCCCUUAGGCUAGUCAGUGUGUACAAUAUUGGAAAAGGCCGAUUCGUCCAACGCGUUCAAUCAAAAGUUUUCAGUGUCAGUGAACAGGUCACUGCGCAAAUUGCGACAACACUGGUACCUUUCACUGCAGCUCUCAUAGAACAUGAUUUGAGGCAUAUCUUUUUCCGUAUUCGCGUUACUUCAGAAGAUGCUGAAUAUAAGACACAGCCUUGGCCUGGCAUGGAAAAGGAAUUUGCUGCAUGGUUGGAUUUUCUCGACUAUCAGGUAGUACCAGGCUUAUUUACUGUUUGUUCAUAUGUAACAGUCGGGUUUCAUGCUGAACUUCAUAUGGCUUUGAUUUCAAUCCGACCAAACCCAUAA